CGCCGCGUUCGCGUAUACACACACGUACGCAACGUAAUAUACAUUUUAUAAAAAAUAUAAUAAUACUGAUAUUCUAAUAAAUAAUAUUAUUGUUAAUCUARAGGUUAGAGUAGGUUUAGAUUGCAGACGCGGACAGCAGAAGCCAGUGUAUGCGUGUGUGCGUCUGACGUCUGUAUUUAUAAAUAAAAUUGUGUACGUGUGCGCGCGCGGUGUCCGUAUGUAUCCGUCGUAAGGUAUUCGCGUUCGCAUGCAAUAAAAAUAAUAAUAAUAAUAAUAAUAAUAAUAAAUAAUAAUAAUCAAUCAAUUUUGUGAUAACUUUUUACCCGUUAUACCGUAGUUAGAUUUUAGUCGUUUCGUUUUAAUUACAAUUUCAUCGUCCGACCGUACGCGACGCGUUUUAAAAAUUGUACGAAAAACUUCCUCGAAGAGAAUGCCGAGCGCGUCGUUCAGCUCGACUCGUUCUUAUACGCGGAGGACGAGGAGAAAAGGCACCAACCGUCUACCCAUACCGUCUAGGACGUCGAAUUCUGGCGGAGUUGUUGAAGCUGGAGUAACAUGUGAACCCUUAGUUGCUGCAAGUGGUAGCUAUGCCACUCCAGGAGGCUCUAGUACUAGUACUAGCUUCCAACAUGUGCCACCUUAUGACCUACGUGGCCGAAAAUCUCCUUUACAUUUACAUGAUGCUAGUACAGCUGGAUUUAAUGCUACAGCACCAGUACACCCAACUGCUACUCGUCCUACAUCACCUACAGCAUCAGCUACUGCAUCGGUAUUGCAGUCGGCUGCUACACCACCUUUAUCUCAGCCUGCCCGUAAACGCCUCAGACGAAAUACUUCUUGUACAAUUACUAGCUCUGACAAUUCAAAUUCGGCUGCCCAUUAUUUACAAUGUGAACUGCCAGAUGAAGUCAUGUUGACAAUAUUCAGUUACUUAUAUGAACAAGAUCUAUGCAGAAUAGCUCAAGUUUGUAAACGAUUUCAAGCAAUAGCUAAUGAUAAUAAUCUAUGGAAAAGAUUAUAUCAAAGUGUAUUUGAGUAUGAUACACCACUGUUUCAUACAGAAAAUAGUCGUUUUGAUUUUAUUCCAUUUGAAGAAAGUGAACACCAUAAUCCAUGGAAAGAAAGCUUUAGGCAGCUAAAAAAACGUUGUUUACAUGUAAGACCACAUUAUAAUGGUACUGCUAAAGACCCAGUUAGGAGAAUGCCACAUUUUGAAACAAUUCAAGCAGGUUUAGAUUAUGCUGAUGAACAUUUAAAUGGUGGAGCAAAAAUAUUUUUACAUCCUGGUACUUAUCGAGGCGAAUUUUUAGUGAUAGAUUCAGAUAUAACAUUAAUUGGAGCUGCUCCUGGUGUGGUUGCUGAUGCAGUAAUUCUUGAAAGAGAAACUGAAUCAACUGUUAUGUUUGUUGAGGGUGCCAAAAGUGCCUAUUUGGGACAUGUCACAUUAAAAUUUACUCCAAACGUUACUUCAACUGUACCUCAUCAUAAACAUUUUUGUUUGGAAGUUGGCGAAAAUUGUUCACCUACAAUUGAUCACUGUAUUAUCAGAAGCUCCUCAGUUGUAGGAGCUGCUGUAUGUGUUAGUGGAGCUGGUGCAAAUCCUAGAAUUCACCAUUGUGAUGUUAGCGACUGUGAAAAUGUUGGUAUUUACGUGACUGAUCAUGCUCAAGGAACAUUUGAAGACAAUGAAAUUUGUAGAAAUGCUUUAGCUGGUGUUUGGGUUAAAAAUCAUGCAAAUCCAGUGAUGCGUCGCAACCAUAUACACCAUGGAAGAGAUGUGGGCAUAUUUACAUUUGACAAUGGAUUGGGUUUUUUUGAAGCCAACGAUAUUCACAAUAACCGUAUUGCUGGUUUUGAAGUCAAAGCUGGAGCCAAUCCAUCUGUUGUACAAUGUGAAAUUCAUCAUGGUCAGACAGGCGGAAUCUAUGUACAUGAAAAUGGUCUCGGCCAAUUUAUUGAUAACAAAAUUCAUAGUAACAAUUUUGCUGGUGUUUGGAUCACUUCAAACAGCAAUCCGACCAUAAGGCGUAAUGAUAUAUAUAAUGGACAUCAAGGUGGAGUAUAUAUAUUUGGUGAAGGCAGAGGACUUAUUGAACAUAACAAUAUAUAUGGUAAUGCAUUAGCUGGUAUUCAAAUUCGUACAAACAGCGAUCCAAUUGUUAGGCAUAACAAAAUUCAUCAUGGUCAACAUGGUGGAAUAUAUGUACAUGAGAAAGGUGCUGGGCUUGUUGAAGAAAAUGAAGUUUAUGCAAAYACAUUGGCUGGUGUUUGGAUUACCACUGGUAGUACUCCAGUUUUGCGCCGCAACCGAAUACAUUCUGGUAAACAAGUGGGCGUGUAUUUUUAUGAUAAUGGACAUGGAAAACUUGAAGACAAUGAUAUUUUUAAUCACUUGUAUUCUGGUGUUCAAAUAAGAACUGGCAGUAAUCCAAUAAUUAAAGGUAAUAAAAUUUGGGGAGGCCAAAAUGGUGGAGUUUUAGUGUACAAUGGUGGGUUAGGAGUUUUAGAACAAAAUGAAAUAUUUGAUAAUGCAAUGGCUGGUGUUUGGAUCAAAACAGACUCUAACCCAACACUUAAACGAAAUAAGAUCUAUGAUGGUAGAGAUGGUGGAAUUUGUAUAUUCAAUGGUGGAAAAGGGUACAAUAGUGUUAUAUUAAUUCAAGGUUUACAACAUUGCAUUAAUGUUAAACUUGAAUUAGAUAUUAUUACUGAAAUUUGA
Messenger RNA from Diuraphis noxia (Russian wheat aphid), 2719 nucleotides. It is a transcript of the gene FBXO11, whose product is annotated as F-box protein 11. Gene Ontology annotation, molecular function: protein binding; zinc ion binding. Lineage: Eukaryota; Metazoa; Arthropoda; Insecta; Hemiptera; Aphididae. Gene Ontology annotation, biological process: ubiquitin-dependent protein catabolic process; regulation of apoptotic process. The record is from RefSeq and is a predicted model, not a curated record.